Molecule: messenger RNA, 6489 nt
Organism: Fukomys damarensis (Damara mole-rat)
Lineage: Eukaryota; Metazoa; Chordata; Mammalia; Rodentia; Bathyergidae
Gene: Dnm3
Product: dynamin 3
Exons: 22
Coding region: 49-2670 (873 amino acids)
Cellular component (GO): membrane; microtubule; cytoplasm
Molecular function (GO): microtubule binding; GTP binding; GTPase activity
Source: RefSeq, a predicted model, not a curated record
GGCGCAGAGGCGAGCAGGGACCUGUGGGCAGCUGGCCGCCCAGGCAAAAUGGGGAACAGGGAGAUGGAGGAGCUGAUCCCCCUGGUGAACCGUCUGCAGGACGCCUUCUCGGCGCUGGGACAGACCUGCCUGCUGGAGCUGCCGCAGAUCGCCGUGGUGGGCGGCCAGAGCGCGGGCAAGAGCUCGGUGCUGGAGAACUUCGUGGGCAGGGAUUUUCUUCCACGAGGGUCAGGCAUCGUGACAAGACGACCUCUGGUGCUGCAGCUGGUUACUUCUAAAGCAGAGUAUGCCGAAUUUCUACAUUGCAAAGGAAAGAAAUUUACAGAUUUUGAUGAAGUUCGCCAUGAGAUUGAAGCAGAAACAGAUCGAGUGACGGGAAUGAAUAAAGGCAUUUCUUCUAUACCUAUUAAUUUACGAGUUUAUUCACCCCACGUGCUAAAUCUAACCCUUAUUGACCUACCUGGAAUAACUAAAGUUCCCGUGGGAGAUCAGCCACCAGAUAUUGAGUAUCAGAUCAGAGAAAUGAUCAUGCAAUUCAUCACGAGGGAGAACUGUCUGAUUUUGGCUGUUACCCCAGCCAACACUGACCUCGCAAACUCAGAUGCACUGAAGCUAGCUAAAGAAGUCGAUCCUCAAGGUCUGAGAACCAUUGGAGUCAUCACCAAACUGGAUCUUAUGGAUGAAGGAACAGACGCCAGGGAUGUUCUAGAGAAUAAGCUGCUGCCUCUCCGCAGGGGCUAUGUGGGGGUGGUGAACAGAAGCCAGAAGGACAUAGACGGGAAGAAGGACAUUAAGGCGGCCAUGUUGGCAGAAAGGAAGUUUUUCCUUUCCCACCCUGCUUACAGACAUAUUGCUGACCGCAUGGGCACCCCACACCUUCAGAAGGUCCUCAAUCAGCAACUCACCAACCACAUUCGAGAUACCCUGCCAAACUUCAGGAACAAGCUACAGGGGCAGUUGCUGUCCAUAGAACAUGAAGUAGAAGCCUAUAAAAACUUUAAACCAGAAGACCCCACCAGGAAGACUAAAGCCCUGCUGCAGAUGGUUCAGCAAUUUGCUGUGGACUUUGAGAAGAGAAUCGAAGGGUCAGGGGAUCAAGUAGAUACUCUGGAGCUCUCAGGUGGUGCUAAAAUCAAUCGCAUUUUCCACGAACGCUUUCCUUUUGAAAUAGUGAAGAUGGAGUUCAAUGAGAAAGAAUUGCGAAGAGAAAUAAGCUAUGCAAUCAAAAACAUACAUGGUAUCAGGACAGGAUUGUUUACGCCAGACAUGGCAUUUGAAGCAAUAGUCAAGAAACAAAUUGUAAAGCUGAAAGGGCCUUCAUUAAAGAGUGUAGACUUGGUAAUGCAAGAAUUAAUCAACACUGUCAAGAAGUGUACCAAAAAACUGGCAAAUUUCCCCAGACUUUGUGAGGAAACAGAAAGGAUUGUUGCUAACCACAUUCGUGAGCGAGAAGGGAAGACAAAGGACCAGGUACUGCUGUUGAUUGACAUUCAGGUCUCUUACAUCAACACCAACCAUGAAGACUUUAUUGGCUUUGCAAAUGCUCAGCAGAGGAGCAGUCAGGUUCACAAGAAAACCACAAUCGGAAAUCAGGGAACCAAUCUUCCGCCUUCAAGGCAAAUUGUCAUUCGUAAGGGAUGGCUGACCAUCAGUAACAUUGGCAUUAUGAAAGGAGGCUCAAAGGGCUACUGGUUUGUCCUCACUGCAGAAAGCUUGUCCUGGUAUAAAGAUGAUGAGGAAAAAGAAAAGAAAUACAUGCUUCCCUUGGACAACCUCAAAGUUCGGGAUGUGGAAAAGAGCUUCAUGUCUAGCAAGCACAUAUUUGCACUCUUUAACACAGAGCAAAGGAAUGUAUACAAAGACUAUCGUUUCCUGGAGCUGGCAUGUGAUUCCCAGGAGGAUGUGGACAGCUGGAAAGCAUCUCUACUAAGAGCUGGUGUCUAUCCUGAUAAAUCUUUAGGGAACAACAAAACUGAAAAUGACGAGAAUGGCCAAACAGAAAAUUUUUCCAUGGACCCACAAUUGGAAAGGCAAGUGGAGACCAUUCGCAACCUCGUGGACUCCUACAUGUCAAUUAUCAACAAAUGCAUCCGAGACUUAAUUCCAAAAACAAUAAUGCACCUCAUGAUCAAUAAUGUGAAAGACUUCAUCAAUUCAGAGCUCCUAGCACAGUUAUAUUCUUCAGAGGACCAGAAUACUCUGAUGGAGGAAUCUGCUGAGCAGGCUCAGCGCCGAGACGAGAUGCUUCGAAUGUACCAAGCCCUGAAAGAAGCCCUAGUGAUCAUUGGUGACAUCAGCACAGCCACUGUGUCCACCCCAGCACCACCUCCGGUGGAUGACUCCUGGAUCCAGCACUCUCGCAGGUCUCCUCCUCCAAGCCCCACAACCCAGAGGAGGCCAACACUAAGUGCUCCACUCACAAGACCCACUUCGGGCCGAGGACCAGCUCCUGCCAUACCCUCUCCAGGCCCCCACUCGGGGGCUCCCCCAGUUCCUUUUCGUCCAGGGCCAUUACCUCCUUUCCCUAACAGCAGUGACUCCUUCGGAGCCCCUCCGCAGGUCCCAUCUCGGCCCACGAGGGCGCCACCUAGUGUCCCAAGCCGGAGACCACCCCCAUCACCAACUCGUCCCACUAUAAUCCGUCCACUAGAAUCCUCUCUGUUAGACUAAAUGAAGUGUCUGGCAUGGCAAUUUAAUCACUAACGAAUUACGUGAAACCAACAUAGUUGAUAACUGUUGCAGUAAAUCAUGAGUAGUCGCAUGUGUGGACAUCAGUAGGCAAGUAACCAGUUUUACUAAUGCAUUCCUCCCUCGUCUUCAUUGCUCAUGGUGUGUCUAUUUUGGGAGUUCGGCUCUUGAAAGCUUCUUACCAAGGUAGGUUUGUAGAGCAGCCCUAUACUUUGGGUACCAUUUGCCUAGCCUGGCACAUAUUUGAAAUUGCUUUCGACAACUUUUUCCAAGUUGUCUACCUGGUAGCUCAUUGAAUAUAAUGCUUAACAGAUAUGAGAUAGUAGUGAGCUUAGAACUAAGCCAUACGUAUUUGCUUUCCCAUUCUGUUUAGGAUGGCAGAAAUUCUCUUGUCUAUUAUUAGUGCUACCACCUACCCUAUAAUUACACACUGAACUACUCUUUCCUUCUUUGUUUCACAAGACUGUUAGGAAGUGAUUUUUUAAAAAUUGGAAUUCCUUGAGAACAAGACUUUUCCAGGAGCACAAGGUAGUUUGCCAAGGCAGAGUCUUGCACUGUUUGCUCUAGAGAACUGCUCCUCCUGCCAAUACAUUUUGUUUCAUGCUACAAGCAUAGGCUACUAUGAAAUCAACGCUUCUGUCAAAGAUUUAAUUCAUUUCAGGUUUCAAGGAAGAAGCAAAACAUUCCAUCUCUAAAAAUGCCUGGAGAAAUAUAAUGUCUUUACUUACUUACAAAGUCACCUCCUCAUAAGUGACAUUGAGGACCAACCUGGAAAAUGUUUAAUUUUUCCAGCUGAUCUAAUUUUUGGUAUAACUGACUAUACUUUGUUACUAACUCCAAUUUAUUAUUAUUGAUUAUUAUUUGGGAUGAGACAAAGAUGCUUCUUUCCAUUCUAAUUUGCAAUUCCCUUAUAUAUUUGCAUAUAAAUAAUUAUGUAAGAGCCCUUCAAAAAGAGGUAGUGUGAAUAUCCAUUCUAAGUGCUCCCCCAACCUCAACACUGGGGAAUGAACCCAGGGUCUUGCUCAUCCCAGACAAGUGAUCUACCGCCGAGCAAUAUCCCCAAGUCAACAUUUAUGCUUUCUUAAGAAAGCUUGAGGCUUACUAUGAUAUAAUCAUGUUGAAAGAAUAAGACCUGGGCUAGAAGGAAAAGACAGUCAAAGAUACCACGAUCUAAGGCAGCCCUCUCGCUUUUACGAAUAACUACUGCAGAGUCCCUACCUAGCUCAUUUCAGAAAAUCCUGCUGAAGCAAUUUGUACGACUUAUAAAAGCAGCUUAUGGGGCCAGGGAUUUUUUAGCUCAGUGGUUCUGCCGCCUGCCUCGCAAGCCGAAGGACUCCGAGUUCAAUCCCCGGUACCAAAAAAAAAAAAGCAGCUUAGCUUGGAAUUUAAGGUUCAGUCUUGAGGCUGGGUUUUGAACUACCGAGGACCGGAUGAUUAACAUGUAGGAAACAGUCAGAAGCCAGUUGGAAUUCGGUCUGCUAACUGUUCCCAGACAGCAAAGCAAGUAUUCACUGAAUCAUGGUGUCUCAUGACAUUAUUUCAUAUUUGACAGAAGUAAAUCAGAUUUUACUAACUGAAACGUCUCCUUUUGAAAGCAACAAACGUGAUUUGUAUGUUAAUUUAACUUUAAUUUCCUGUGCAGCUUAUAUCCAAGACAGAUACUCAUAAAGUAUGAAGUAAAAACUUUUAACUAUAUUAAAAAGAGAAUUUGCCAUGUUCUAAAGGGCUACAGCUACCCCACUUGUAAUUGGAAAAAAAAAUAAAGAAUACAAGAUUUAGAAAAAGGUUGUAUCAACUUUCAAAUUUAUAAGUGAUUACAGAAAGAACAUUUCCACUUUUAAUGUCCUCUUAUAUCUUAUUUUUUCUCUUUGAAAAAAAUUAACUCUUUGCAAAUGGAAUCAAUGCACAAAAUAUGAAGUACGUUUCAACAAUAAAUAAAUGGAAAGUCUUACAUCUACAAACAGUAAAACAAUCUACAGUGAGUCUUUUCAUAAAACUCCCUCUUUUUAGGAUUCUCUUUGCUUCUUCCUUUGAAUUCUCUAAAAUAGGCAGCUAACAGAUUAUGUACUCCAGGGUUUGGCUUUGUGCUAACUGUGGCUUUGCAUUUUGCUGUAUUUCAAGAAUUUCCUUCUGUUAGAAGAAAACAUUGUGGACAACCACUGGUGUGUUCUCAGAUCAGCACAAACCAUGUCAAAAAACAAAUUGGAGACUUUUUUUCCCCAAGUCUCUUCCCACUGAUCUUAGGCACUCAUAAACAAUGGCAUUUGUCAUCAUUGGCUUUUGUUUUUCGAUUAUAGUCCCACAGAUGCACUGUCCCAUUUGUCUCCCCUUGAGCGUACGUUUUUAUUCCACUUUGCUAAGUUAUGUCUAGGAGAGCUGAGUCUCCCUGAAAUUUCAGCAGUCACAUUUGAGAAUAUUUUCAGGUUGCUGUGUCAUAAGGGUUUGCAUCCUGCUAAAGGCAGGUGCCAGUGUGAACGAAGUCCGAAGCUCUGGAAUGUCUGUGGAACAGCGUGAGGUUUAGCAUGCACAUUAGGCCUUAGGAUGGGAAUGUGGCUUAGAGCGUCUGUUUCCCACUCCACUUCUAAUUGUUCUGAUGUCCCCAGCACAGUAGCUAUAGCUCCAUCUCAUCUAGCAUAUGGGAAAAGAAAGAUGUUUUUAGGUUUGGAAAAGCUAAAUGUGUAUGUUUAUUUGAUAGGUAAAUCUAAUUUUAUUGUUGCAUGCAUGUGGACUAAUUGGAAUAAUCCUUUACUCAACUGUGGACAGAUUAUGGAAAUAGUUGAUUUAGAACAGGCAUAUUGCAUUUCCAGAAUUUACCUACCAAGAAUAUCCUUCUGAGUAUUGCUUUUAGCUGUGUUUUAUAACAUAGAAGAGCAGUAGAGUCUAUUUAUUAGCAGAUUUGCUAUAUGUUCAUCCCAAAACACAAUGAAACUGGUUUCUACAAUAUAAGUGUAAACCUUCUGAAUUUAGGGUAAAAAUUAGCCACACAGAUUAAUUUUGUGACUUUUUAGUAUAGACUGUAGCCAUAAUUCUCCAAUAUUAAAUGGGACCUAAUACCAGUAUGUGAUAAAUGUUGAUGUUUUCUGUUUACAAACAUGUUUUCUAUGCAUGUGUCUCUGUGUAUACCAUAUAUACAUAGUAAAUUUGUUCCUGUAAGGACAUGUAUUUUGUUUCUCUUUAAGUAAGUUUAGAUGCACUUGUUAAAAUGCCACAAGCAUGAGUGUGAUUGUAUGUGCAUUAUGUAUACAUAUAUAUGUGUGUGUGUGUGUGUGUAAGUAUGGGUGUAAAUAUCUAUGUAAACAUGUGCUUAGUAUGUGUGAGUAUAUUUUUUAAACUGUUAAUUCAAAAGAUAUCUUCAGAAGAUCUGUGAUAACACACAAUAACAGUGGUUCACUUCUCAUAACAUACAUGAAACAUGCAAAAUUUAGUAACUCCUGAUCGUAUUCAUUCUGAGAGGCACAAAGCUUAUAAUAACCAUGACAGCAAGGUAACAUCCACAGGCAUUAGUAUCUAAAUCCACAGCACUGCUAUCUAAGAUGGAAUUACCUUUGACAAUGUAGUUUGAUAAGAUCUGGAAACCUUCCUUUAAGAUCUCCAGGUAGAAUUACAAGUUAUUUUUAGAUUGCUAAGCUGAAUGUUCAAAGGCUAAGCUGAUUUAUAUAAUCAUUUUUUCUUUAUAUGAAAUGAAAAAAAUAGAAGUAUUCAGCCACAUAAAAAGCAAUGGAUUUUUCUGAAUAAAAUUGCUUUUUAAACGCAGGGGAGAAGUUACUUAAUUCCUUGGAGGUAGGUUGUCACCUUUUUCAA